This is a messenger RNA of Lycium ferocissimum, 1326 nucleotides long. RefSeq lists its product as uncharacterized. NCBI's taxonomy places the organism in Eukaryota, Viridiplantae, Streptophyta, Magnoliopsida, Solanales, Solanaceae. The transcript has 8 exons. The annotation marks the transcript as partial. The record is from RefSeq and is a predicted model, not a curated record. Gene Ontology annotation, molecular function: protein binding.
AAGCAAACUCAAGACAAGUCUCUUUUGCACCAAUCUAUACUCAGUUAUCUUCACAUCAAUGGAUUCUCUAAAACCCUCAAAUACUUCCUUAAAGAAACACAAACUGAGGGUGAUAAUUGGAAGUCUUGCUCCCUUAGUUUGGAGGAGUUAUACAACAAGUAUCUAAACAACAGUACUGACAAUGAUACAAUAUCUAAGGGUCACAAAGAGCCAGCGCAAUGUGAAGAUGACACAAAUGCUAACGAGAUAAGUAGCAAUGCUGCUGACUCUCAGGAAACAAUUAGUAAGAAAAAAAAGAAAAAGAAAAGUGAAGACAAAAUUAGCAAUGUUCCAGAUGCUUCUACUGCUCAAGAGGUUUUAACAGACGAUAAGGCUGAUGUGCCCUUGAAGAAGAAGGAGAAGAAAAAGAAGAAAACUGAGGAGAAAUCAGAAAGUGUAGUACCUGUAGACAAUGGUAAUACUGAUCUUACUGUGGAAACAACUAAAAAGGAUAAAAAGAGAAAGUCCAAGGAAGAGAGUGGAGCUGCUGAUUCUAAGGAUUCCAAGAAGAGAAAAAGAUUAGCUUCUGAUGAAAACGAAAAUCAGGCAGUUGAUGGGGUUGGAACUGAAGAAUCAAAGCGCAGAAAGACCGAAGGCUUGGAACAAGAACAAAAUGGUGAAGUCGUUGAAGCAAACUCUAAUGGUAAUCAUCACGAUGAGUUCAACAAUUCUGCUAAGGAGAAAUCAUCGAGGAAAGAGCUUAAUGGAUCAGCAGAGCCAAAAACUGUAAAUGCCUUUCAAAGAGUGAAAAUUGAUCAGGUGGAGUUUAAAGACGAUAGGCUUAAAGAUAAUUCUUAUUGGGCAAAGGAGGGUGCAGAUAUUGGCUAUGGUGCAAAAGCACAGGAAGUUUUGGGCCAGGUUAAGGGAAGGGAUUUCCGACAUGAGAAGACCAAGAAGAAGCGAGGUAGUUACAGAGGAGGGAUAAUUGACUUGAACUCGCACUCGGUCAAGUUCAACUACUCAGAUGAGGAGUAACCUGUUUCAGCCUAUUUUCAGGGAAAGCCUCUUUUCUUUUAUAAAGAAAAAAGAUUUCUUUUUUGCGCUUGUGGGAUUUGAUUAUUUAAGUAGAACGAUAAAGAUUUCAUUAAACUUAAGAAGUUGAUCCUAUCAAAGAUAAUCCCACCCUUGAAACGCUGACAAAAGGUCGUCUGCGUCUUCGUUUUCUUGUUUGUUAUUUUCGUCAAGUUGUUUUUGAGCUCAGAAACUGUGUCAAUUCAUGAAUUUGUAUUUAUAUUAAUCAAACUAGUGUCUUAAUCCUCUCAACAUGAGAGAUUUUUGUUACCUUUA